GAAGCGAAAUACUUGAACAACAAUGGGGCUGUCGAGCUUCCCGGUAGCAGCAGAAGGGCUCUUGCCGCUGCUCCUGAUGAACAAGGCCCUCUCGGUGUCGCACGUGAAGAGCACCUGGAGAUCCGUCCUGCGAGCCAUCGCCGGCAGCAUCGCGGCCAAAGUCGAAGCCCGCGAUCCCGAUCCCGUGAUCUCGCGCCUCGGCGGAGGAGCGGCGAGCAGGGGGGUUCACGUGAAGCGGUUCGAGAUAGUGUGCCGUGAAACAUCGGCGAGCGAGUGCAGCUGCUCCUGCUGCGUGUGCCUGUGCCGGUUCGAGGCAGAGGAGGAGGUGAGCGAGCUCAACUGCAAGCUUUUCUUCCACGGGGAGUGUUUGGAGAGGUGGCUCGAGAACGACCACAGGACUUGCCCUUUUUGUCGCUCCGUCCUAAAAGGUUCUGAAAGGUUCUUGAGAGAGAGAGAGAGAGAGAGAGAGAGAGAGAGAGAGAGAGAGAGAGAGAAGAUCUUACAUCCUUUCCUUUUCCCACGUAAGAGGAGAGCAGGGGAUGCAGUUUUGAUUCUCCGUUGGGUUCUGUUUGUGUUUUUCCUUCUUCAUUGUUUUUGGCCCUUCAUUCAUGUGGGUUUCUUUUUGUCUGUAGACUGUCUCGAGCAGAGACUACAACUUAACAAGAAGUUGAAGGAAUUAUGACUUUGAAGGCGA
Molecule: messenger RNA, 694 nt
Organism: Syzygium oleosum
Lineage: Eukaryota; Viridiplantae; Streptophyta; Magnoliopsida; Myrtales; Myrtaceae
Product: probable E3 ubiquitin-protein ligase XERICO
Source: RefSeq, a predicted model, not a curated record